This is a messenger RNA of Salmo salar (Atlantic salmon), 4312 nucleotides long. RefSeq names its product MYC-associated zinc finger protein b (purine-binding transcription factor) (gene mazb). Gene Ontology annotation, cellular component: nucleus. Gene Ontology annotation, biological process: regulation of transcription by RNA polymerase II. Gene Ontology annotation, molecular function: DNA-binding transcription factor activity, RNA polymerase II-specific. The record is from RefSeq and is a predicted model, not a curated record. Lineage: Eukaryota; Metazoa; Chordata; Actinopteri; Salmoniformes; Salmonidae.
CAUCUAUUUUUGACGGUCUGAGAAAUACUGUAGUGAAAUGUCUGUCGGACGAAAUCCCGAGUAGGAGGGGGCAGAAAGCAUGUGCUCCGGGAGGGAGACGGAAAUGAAAGGGGGUGUCCGAAGAGAAAUCCGAUCCCUUUAAGAGCAACUGUGACAUAGUCGUGCGAGGAAUAGGAGAGGAGGGGGAGAAGAAAGAGGAAUUUAAAAAGAAAAGGAAGAAAGAGACAGGGAGGGAGGAGGGAGAGCGAGCGAGCGAUAAAAAAAGAAAGAUGACAUCCUCGCAUUUGAACAGCCGAGGUGGAGCGAUAGGCUGCGGCCCGGAGCAAGCGCUCUUUGCCAGGGUCAGGGCUUGAAUCCAACAACGAGGCUUCGACAAACACCCGAUUGGCCUAUUGGGGGAAAUCGGACGAAUUUAUUAAUAAAUUCAAAAGCAUGAACUGCUACUCUUUCAGAUGCGUUUAUUAUAACGCUGUUAAUAGUUCGCAUUGUGCGUAAAAUGCAUUCAUUUAAUUUUAAAAUCGAGUUAUGUAUGACUACGGCUAUAUAAAUAACAUUUGAUUUUUGUGCACACAUAUUUGGUUUGAAAGUUAACAAUGCCAAAAGAUAUACGUUUUUUAAAAUAAUUGUGCUUUUCUAAAUUAAAGUUAGAAACCACAGUCAAAGAGAAAUAGGCCACUAUUGGAGCAGGCAAUUCCACUCAGGCAGACAGCCUAGUCAGCCUAAUCGUAACGCCUGCGUGAAUACGAAUAGCUUGAAUCCUUAAAUUAGUACAUGUUUUUGCACUUCUUGCUCCAUUUGAAUAUUGUUUACUUAGAUCUUCGCGCCUCAAUAGCCAAUAGGGUGAUUAAAGAAUAUGCCAACGAUUCACUGUCGAAUCGCAAUCAGGAUUACUUAACUGACUUUAUACUCUUCGUCACUUUGGUUCAAAAUGGAUGCUGCUUGGAGCAAUUUUCUCUUCCAGACUACUCCCACCCAAAACCAAGUGGAGGGGACCCUCCAAUCAGAACUCUUACCAGUCCAUACUGCCUCUCCUCAGACCCCUCCCACAGAGAACAUAGCCCAGCCUCCUUCCACGGUGGACACUGCUGCCCUCAAUGAAGAACCCUUACCUGCGAAGACAACUUCCCGGCCUGCCCGUGUGCCACACAUCUGUGCCAUAUGCAGCAAGCAGUUCAAGAACAACUACAACCUGCGGCGACACCAGUCGGUCCAUACAGGGGUACGCAUGAGGCGAGCAGGGGAGCAGGAGGAGGGGGCGAAGGAGGUUGGCGGUGGCGCAGGGCCGGCGCAGGCGGUGUCGGGAGAGAGGGCGGAGAGGCAUACGGUCCCCCUCUCCCUGCUUCACCUCUCCGUUCCUCCCCCUCUCCCCCCUCCCAGCAUGCUGGCGUCCCAGCUGCCAGCUCUGGGUAGUCAGGAUGGCGAAGGGGUUUCCAUGGCAAGCGUAGUGGCUAGAGUUAACCCCCAUGCUCCUCCUGCUGCUGUCGUCAUGGUGGCGGGGGCGACAGUACAGAGGCCAUCGAACCCCAACCCGAACCCCGUGCGGAAGAACCACGCCUGUGAGACAUGCGGGAAGGCUUUCCGAGAUGUGUACCACUUAAACCGACACCGUCUCUCCCACUCGGAUGAGAAACCCUUCUCCUGCCCCAUCUGCCAGCAGCGGUUCAAGCGGAAGGACCGCAUGAGCCACCAUGUGCGCUCUCACCAAGGCGGUGUGGAGAAACCAUAUGUGUGCCCUCACUGUGCCAAGGCUUUCUCCAGGCCUGAUCAUCUCAAUAGUCAUGUCAGACAAGUUCACUCAUCUGAACGACCCUUCAAGUGUCCGGUACUUGAUACAUGCGAGUCCAGCUUCGCCACGAGGGACCGGCUACGUGCUCAUAUGAUCCGCCACGAGGAGAAGGUACCGUGCCACAUCUGCGGCAAGCUCCUGUCGGCUGCCUACAUCACCGAUCACAUGAGGGUGCACAACCAAUCGCAGCACCAUUCCUGCCAUAUCUGUAACCGCAGCUUCACCACUCUGACCUACCUGCGCGUCCACGCCCAGAAGCACCACGGCCAGGAGUGGAAGGAGAGCGCUGGCGGCUUCGGCGGCACGGGCUCAAGUGGUGUUCUUGUGUGCCAGCUGUGCGGGGUGCACUGCAAGACCCCCACCCAGCUGCAGGGCCACAUGGGCACCCACAGUACUGGGGGCCAAGGGGGCUCCUCCGGCACUGUUACCGCUAGCGGGGCGUCCAGCUCCUCCGUGUCCCUCAGCAACAUGGUGUCAGCCCCAACCGUCUACGUCAACAGCAACGCAGUGGUGGACCUGCUGGUGUCGGACUGCUCCAGCAUACAACCUCAGUCCCACAGUUAGCAGAGCCGCAGUUGAACUUCAGCCACUUGAGUCCCUAAGACCCGUAGUAAUAAGAUUAGGAGGCUUGCUUAGGGGAGAGCCUCAGUUGUAAACUUUGGCCCCUCUGAGUCCCAUAGCUAGAGGAAGAGGGCGGGAAAUGGAAAGAGGGGUCUGGCUUAGGGGAGAAAGAGAGAGAAUAUUGUAGAGAGAGGAGGAGGGGGACAUUGUAUGUCCUGUACGCUGAUUCGAUGACGCUAGAUAACGACAAAUACAGACGUGUCCCCAACGUGGCUGAACUCUCUCGCUCUUUCAAUACUAUAACACUGUGGACUUGUCUGCUCUAUCCCUUUCCCUCCCUCCUUUCUCUCCCCCUUGCCCUCCCUCAGUCCCAGCAACUACUCCCCUCUGCUAGUAAUGCACCAUGUACUGUAACUCAAUGUCAGUCACACCAACCACCUCUCCUUUUGUUUAUUUUGUCGCUCUCUUCUCCAAACGUUCAUAAGAUAGCCUUGUAGUAAGCUGAGGAGUGAUGUAAUAGGAACAUGAUAUAACAAGGGGGUGUGUAGAAGAGUCGAAUUCUGAAAGAGAAUGAGAGGUUCAGGAGGUGAAUUGCACAUAAGUCAGGGGCUGCUAUCCUCCAGAAAUGAUGAGGAGUAGAUGUGACGUUUUAAUUGUGUAGUGCUGCGAGCGUAUGUAUGUAGUCUGUUUUAAAUAGGGCCACCGCUGGAUCUGGAGGUUAGUCCAUACCCACUGGGCAGACACUGGUUGAAUCAACGUUGUUUCCAUGUCAUUUCAAUGAACCAAUGUGGAAUAGACGUUGAAUUGGUGUCUGUGCCCAGUAUCGGUGUUUAUGAACAGUGGAGGGGUGUACUGCAUUGAGUGUCAAGCACCUUAAAAAUGUUGACGUUUAAUCCGCUGAAGGUUCAGACAGGUUUCGUAAAGAUGCAUUUGCUCUGCGUCUUCCUCUUUGGGCACAACCACAUUUAAUACAUAAUGGUUAUUCUUAUAACUGCUACUGUACAGCCACAUUCAUGACACCUAAAAACACCAUUUGCAUUAAAGUGAAGCUAGCUAAUACUACCUAGAAGAACGUUAGCAGCAGUCCCCCUUACACUAGAGAUGGUUGAAAACAAAUAUUUUAAGAAAAGUAUCGAUUGAUUCAGUCAAAUGAGUUGUACCCAUGUCUGCCAUUUUAUUUCUUUGUAACUGUUAUUGCCAUUGUGUUCUUUGUUUUGUUCCUAGUAUGAGUCCACCAUAUUAAAACUAAUUCAUUAACACCACCAUGUAUAGCACACAGCAUUCUGAAUACAACUCGUAUUAUAACUCACCGCUCUCCAUGAAUCUGAGAAAGAUCACCUUUCCUCAGAUAUCUUGGAUUGUUUGACUUUUUCAGUGGUUAAGAGUGAUGUCAUGGAAGGGCUUUAAAGGUCAUGUCGAGGUAAGAAUAUCCAGGAACUUUAUACUACUAGCAUUCGAUGGCCCACCCCUGGUAUGCUUUCAACAAAUCCUGGUUUUGUUGGGAAGUGCUUCAUUUAAUCAGUUUAGUGUUGGUAUGUUAUAUAUUUUUUUGAACGCUUCUAAUUAUUUAAUUUGGAGGCUUGUUCUUCCUGUUGAGAAAAGUAGCGUUUUAUUAAAAGUUAUUUUAGGUUUCCCGCGUUAAGCAACAACAAAAAAAUACCUCUAUUCUAGGAACCUGUACAGCUCUUGUGAUACAUCGUAAUGCCUUACUGUACUCAACUGCAUUUUAAUUAUUUUAUUCUGAACUAUUUUAAAUCUUAGUCAUGGAUUCAUUAAGAAUACUAAUGGGAUGUAUUUAUUAUAUUUUUAUAUUUCUCAACAGUAUGCAUGUCUGAACAGUUAGAGCAAAAAACAGUUGAUGCUUACCGUGAUCAUGAAUAUUACGUUAUUAUUUUGUAGAUGAAGUAUAGAGAUCAUGUUAUUAUUUUGUAAUUUUGACUAUUAAAAGUAAAAGGAGUAAACACA